AUUACAACAUCUCAAUAUGGAAAAAACUUUUUGAGACUUUCAGAAAUGGAAAGAAAGGUAUACGAAAUGAUUUGAAGAAGAGUGAAAAGGUAUGACGAGGAUGUCCUUAAGGAGGCAGUCGAGAAUGAACGCAAUGAGAAUCGUGAAGAAUUUAUAAGAAUGGUGGCCAUGGUUUGGACCAAUUGGACUAACGACCAAAGCUAUGGAGUAAAUUUCCUGAAAGUUUUAUGCUAUAAAGGACGAGAUCUAGCUAUUCUUUUAAAAAAUAUCAGAAAUGAAAUUUGGACUACUUCUACUCUCUGUCUUGCUUUUUGCAAAUAUCGUCAUAUCAGUGGCAAGCAAUUCACCACCGCUUCAUAAAAGAAAAGUCAGCAAGCAUCGUGCUAUUAAAAAAGAUGAAACUGGUUCCUUCGAAAACGCAAAUAAUGAUGAUGCUGAGUCUUCUGGAGAUAUUGAAGCUGAUUCAUUUGGCGUCAACAAUCCAGAAGCCGUGAAGGAAGCCGUCUUAAAAGAACUUGAUGGGGACGAGUCUGUGUUUGAUCAUGACGUGAACGCUUCUGACAACGGCCAUGAGGAAAAUUCGAAACCUGUUCGUCUACCUUCGCUGACUGAAGAAGGAAAGAUUGACACAAUCUUGCCUGAAGAGAAUGAUCAUUCAAUUAGCAAUGACUCAACAGAAAUUGCGGAUUCGACAGAAACAGAGUUAGAUGUCAACGAAUCACAAAAUUAUCCUCAAAAUGACUCUAUUUUAAAUGAACUUUCAAGUGAUGUAAAGGCAAUGUCAAUUUUCGAUACUGUAGACGGCAAAAAUAUACUUCCAAAGAGCUCAAACGUUGGAGAAUCGGAUAGUCUUUUCCCAGAAAAGUCACAAAAAACGGGCAACCUUUCAAUGACCUUUGAUCACUUAGAUGAGGGAGAAAGAAAAUUGAAUCCAAGAAAUUUGACGGGAAAAAUCGAAGAAAAUUCUAGAGCAGCUGUUAAUGUUAAAGGAGGGCAAAUCACUGGAGGAAAAAUAACUGGGGGAAAUAUUUUUGGUGGGGAAAUUGUUGGAGGGCUAAUUUCUGGUGGUACCAUCCGUGGUGGUGUGAUUAAGGGAGGGCAUAUGUCAAACGGGUUUGUAGACGGUGGUAUUCUUCAAGAUGGUAAUAUGGAAGGAGGGUUUCUUCAUGAUGGAACUGUAAAAGGUGGCUUGAUUCGCGGGGGCAACAUUACUGGAGGCUUAAUAUCCGGUGGAAAAAUUUUAGGUGGUCACGUGUCUUCGGGCAUGGUCGAAGGCGGUGUUUUGAAAAAUGGAGGCGUUGAGGGUGGAGUGUUAAAAGGUGGCAUAGUUGAUGGAGGUAUCCUAAAAGGUGGAAUAAUGGAAAGUGGAAAUCUAUUGGGUGGGAUAGUAUGGGAUGGUAGGGUAACUGGAGGAACUAUUUUGGGAGGAGAGGUGUUAGGUGGUGAAAUUGGAGAGGGGGUGGUAAUACGUGGUGGUCGUAUUAACGGCAGUAUCGUUGCAGGCAAUAAAACAGAACAUGAAACAAGAAAACCUCUUCUUAGAUUGGUUCUUUCAAAACCCACCUCAUUACCCAAUAACAACAACCAACUCAAACCAAUAUAUCAACAUGAACCUGAACCCUUAAUUAAUUUGCAAUCUCAAAAUGGACAUGCGAAAUCCUUUGGCUCUUUCUCCAACAGCGCUACAACUCCAAAAAAAGUAGCAAGUCCUAGACCAUUUAUACAGCCAAUUAUAUCCAACCGUCCAAGUAUUGCUUCAUAUGAAAAUUUUAAUAACAACGCAGCUCUCAUGGUGCGGAAGAAAAAGCAACGUGAAAUGAGGCAGUUAUUAAAUAGAAAUUGGGAAAGAAUGAGGCAAAAUUACAUGACCAACAAACUUUACGACUACGCUGGUCUUAUAAGCCCCUAUUUGGGAUAUGGUAAUUCUGCAGCAUUAUCCUCCGGGACCUUACAUCCCGAGUCAAUGCUUUCAAGCCAAGGUAUUGGUCGCCCUAGCUAUUUGGCCCCGAGGGGAAUGAUCAAUCAAUUUGCGACACAGGUUGCGAAUAGUGUGCCUGCCAUACAGAGAUCUAGUACUGAAAAGGAUGUGGAAGGUAUAAGACCAACUUAUCAUUGGAUAUUGAAUCAAAUAAGACGCGGACAGGUGGAAGACACGAGUAUGAGAAAGAAAUUUUUUGCUGUGGGUGGAAUCCGAAUGCAUCGUACUUCAAUUGGGUUUGAUGGAGCGGCAACAUACAUGGAUGGUGGCUCUUAUGAUGGCACAUGUAUAAGCGAUCCCAGUUUGUGUACCAGUGGUAUAUCCAUCGAAAUGACAAUCAACGUUCAUCCUUCAGCUUCCAUGUAUCAUACCCCACGGUAUAUACUGGACAGCGGUGCAUCAUCAUUCAACUCCCGAGGGGUGUCGCUGUACACUAUAAACAAUAAACUACGAGCUGAUGUUGCCAUCAAAGAUAUGGCGUUUUGUGUGGUUGUCCCCUUGGUGACAGGCAAAUGGCAGGACGUCGUGGUGGCUUAUAACAAACAUGGAGUGCUAAACAUGUACAUCAACUGCAAGCUCGUUGGAACUGCAGAUAAUGACGAUCAGUGCAUUGGUUGCCAUACGCCAGGAUGCCAUACCUCCGAUGACAACACGAAGCUUAUGCUUGGCAGAGCAAACAGUUAUCCUGAAUCUACUUUCGCUCGAUUCAGGGCGAGUGACCUUUCAAUAUACCAGCGUUACCUACACUCACGAGAUGUUGACAAAAUAUGUGGCAUUUCCAAACCACAAAAACUGAUCACACAAUCUGCCUACAUGCCUGCAAAUUCCGCCUGGAAGAAUAUUAUGACCUAUCGCUAUCCCAGAAUUCAGUCCGGUUUUCGGAAAAAUACAGUAGCAGGCAAUCGACGACAACUUUCACCAAACUUUGCUGGCUGGAAGUAUGGGCCUAGGCUUGACUUGAGAACCUUAAAUGCUCCAUAUUUUACGGCUUGGGAGAACUGGUCCAUGUGUUCGACGACUUGUGGAUUGGGACGUCGAACAAGGCGUCGUUCGUGUAUUAAAGCAAAGAGCGGCUGGCGGACGUGUCAUGGAAUUACGUAUCAGGCUAAGGACUGUAAUUAUGCAUGUACCGUUAGUCAAAACAACCCCAAAACAAUUCGGAAACGUUCGUCAAGUUCAUUGUCUGUAAGAUCAAGUUGGAGUUCACUCGAAUUAAACAAGGGCGUAAAAAAGACUUGAAGAAAUCGAGAGAUCAGAAAAAAUAUUAAAACCCAGUUGGAUGCGUUUUGGGAGAACUCGACCACCGUCUGAUCAUUGCUCUGGUUGAUUUCAAAUUACUUUUGUGAGUAUGCGGAUUUUUAAAGAAACGUUCUCCAAAACUUUGACACCUGUUCGCCUUUUUCUUUGUGUUGGGUAAAUUGCUCUUGAUUGCUUUACACAAACCCAUUUAUCUGACGGCACUUUAGCUGUUGUGAAAAUUUUGCUAAACAAAAAACUAUCAAAGAAGUAUUUUGGACCGCAGGUUAAACUUUUGUGCUUAAAUUUUAUCUCCCGUUGUGUGUGUGCGGGAAUGUAUAUGGUUGUAUGUACUAUACUAAUGGUGUGAAUUCAAUAAAAUUUGAUUGCACAUUUUGCUUAA
Messenger RNA from Xenia sp. Carnegie-2017, 3617 nucleotides. RefSeq lists its product as uncharacterized. The record is from RefSeq and is a predicted model, not a curated record. NCBI's taxonomy places the organism in Eukaryota, Metazoa, Cnidaria, Anthozoa, Malacalcyonacea, Xeniidae.